AUGCGACAUUAUCACACCCCUUCAAAUCACGAGAAAACUAAAAUACCCUUUGAGAGAACAUCAGAAACACAGGCAAGCACAUUAGAACAUCUUGAAGAGUCACCCCAAAUGCAAGAUCCUCGUAGAAAUAAAUCCGCAUAUGAAAUAAAACAAGAAAACUCUCCUCAGCCGUCUCGAAAAAGUUUUAAAAUAAGAUCUGUUGUAAAACCAAAUGAAUUUUUGAACAUUUCCCAGAGUUUGGACAUGGAAGAUCUUUUUAAUACGACCUGUAAAUUAACUGAUGCAAUGGAUUGGAAACCGAUUGGAAUGGAAAAAGAACAGACUUCAGUAGCGAAAGGACCGAUUAGAAAGUUAGAUACAGAAAAAGAUACAAACAAAUCAGGAGCUGAGUCUUCGAGAGUGAACAUUUUCAAAACUCGAAGGGCAAAAACUCCUGGAAAAGAAAUUUUAUUCUUUUCAUUGUGAAUAAAUAAAUAUUACCUAAUUUUUGGUAGAAAAAUAAUUAAUUUGUGUGAAAAUGCAUACCUAAAAAGCCUAAAGGCAGGAAAAUUGUUAUAAAAGAUAACUUUAUUAUUAGUCCAUAUGAAAGUUUGCAAGAAAAACUAGUGCAAAAGAAGGCUUAA
This is a messenger RNA of Blepharisma stoltei, 623 nucleotides long. The record is from the annotation of a GenBank genome assembly. NCBI's taxonomy places the organism in Eukaryota, Ciliophora, Heterotrichea, Heterotrichida, Blepharismidae.